Aureobasidium uvarum is the source of this 1890-nucleotide messenger RNA. NCBI's taxonomy places the organism in Eukaryota, Fungi, Ascomycota, Dothideomycetes, Dothideales, Saccotheciaceae. The record is from the annotation of a GenBank genome assembly.
AUGUCUACCCUCGUGGUAUUUGGAGGCACGAUAGUGUUGGCAACUGCGUCAGUAUAUUACCUGUCUCGACUCGCUAGUGCAAAACGUGAUGUUGAUGCCAAAGAUCCUUCAGCCUCCGAACCUGGACUACUGAGAAAACACUCCUCUCAAAAAUCUUAUACUGCCGCUGGUUUUGUAUAUUCAUCAAUCAGGACAUUCUAUCAUCCUCAUCCACAAGCCGACAAGCUCCCGACUAAGCCCACACCUCUACCACUCCUAGUCUUUGUUCAUGGUCUUGGAGGAAGUGCUGCUCAGUUUGCACCACUCUUGACUGGACUGAUCAACGCUGCGCCAUGUCUUGCUAUUGAUCUUCCCGGAUGUGGCUUGUCUGACUUUCUUCCUCAAACACGCGAAGCAUACAAAUCAGAAGCUUUGGCAGCCUUGAUCGCCGAGGCUAUCGCCCAACACAGAGAUGCUGAAAAUGAUCAGAAAGUGGUUCUGAUAGGUCACAGCAUGGGUUGUUCUCUGUCGGCACUGCUGGCAUCAUCAACAUCGCCGAUGUCCCACCUCAUCUUGGAGCACAUUGUUGGUUUCAUCGCCAUCUGCCCUCGUGCUGAGACUCUGACAGCAAGCCAAGUAUCACGUCUACAGCACAUGCGUUACAUGCCUAUUCCUCUGUUCGAGGUCUUCCGUUGGUGGGACAGACGAGGGGGUGCUGAGAGCGCCAGUGUUUCUCGUUACGCAGGCAAAGAUGCAGACUCGGAGACCAAACGACUUCAGCUACGAUUCAACGAGCAAAGUAGAUCUGAAGUCUUCAUGGCAAUGGCUCUUGGAUCAAUGCCAAAGUACCAGGAUGACAAGGCCGUAGGAGGUCUGCCUGGUGAGGCCAUUUGGUCUGGUCUUCGGAUUCCUACAUUCUGUAUCGGUGGAGAGCAAGACCAUGUAACACCACCUGAGAAUGUCGAAUUGAUUGCAAAAUGGCUUGGAAGACAGGUGCCAUCGGAGCAGACAAUCACCAAAGACAACUCUUUGCCCAGUUCUGCUGGCGAGAUGCCUAUCAUCGACAACACUCCGAUCGAAGAAAAUGGCAGAAGUUUCGUCCCUGCUGCAACCGGUCAGGACCUGGUAUCCGAGACUCGAUCCGACAGUGCGACAACAGAUCUCCCGAAGAAACCAAAAUUCGUUCUCAAGACAACAGUACUGCCGCAGCCUGCUUCACAUGCUUUACUGUACGCUACCUCGACCGUGCGCAUCAUUUCAGGCUUGAUCCAGUCCUUCGCCGCCACACAUAUCGAUCACCGUCUCUCUCUCGGCUGGCAGUUGCAACACCUAAGCACAGAGGGCAAGUGGGAUGUGAAGAAUCUCCAGAAGUGGCAAGCCAUCAACCCUGUUUCUGAGCCCAUUGCUGGUAUCUUCAGAGCACAAAAGACACUGCGCGAGAUUGAUGAAGAACAUACUCCAUCUGUGUACGUGAAGCGAUGGGGUACCAAGAGCGGUAUCAAGCGUGGUGUCCGCAUGGUCGUCGACAUCAGUCACGAGAGUCCCGUCUACGAUCCCAAGGGACUGGAAGAAGGUGGCAUAGAAUACCACAAGUUUCCUACGGUCAGCAAGCUGCCACCAACAGUGGAAGAGGUCGCAGCAUUCAUCGCUCUGAUAGAUGCAUUGAGAGAGCAGCUCAAGAAGCCAGAGGAACGGGAAGGAGCAGUGAUUGCUGUCCACUGUCACUACGGCUUCAACAGAACUGGCUUCUUCUUGGUCAGCUACAUGAUUGAGAGAAUGGGAUGGAGACUACAGGAUGCCCUACAAGAGUUUGCGGAGAAGAGAGCUCCAGGCAUUAGACAUGAGCAUUUCGUGAACGAGCUCUACGUGCGUUACAUGGUCAACAUGGAGAGAAGACCAACACUUUCGUAG